Messenger RNA from Clupea harengus (Atlantic herring), 3869 nucleotides. Its product is annotated as N-acetyllactosaminide beta-1,3-N-acetylglucosaminyltransferase 2-like. NCBI's taxonomy places the organism in Eukaryota, Metazoa, Chordata, Actinopteri, Clupeiformes, Clupeidae. The record is from RefSeq and is a predicted model, not a curated record. Gene Ontology annotation, biological process: protein O-linked glycosylation; poly-N-acetyllactosamine biosynthetic process. Gene Ontology annotation, cellular component: Golgi membrane. Gene Ontology annotation, molecular function: hexosyltransferase activity; UDP-glycosyltransferase activity.
CAUACAUACAUAAAUCACAUAUACAUAGGGAGAACAUAUUCACACAGAGUGUUUACAGAUACAGGAAUGGGUACUUAAUGCAAUGAUUGUGACAAGUGUCGGUGAUGUUCGCUGAGUUCCGCUGGUGUGUCAUCUUAAGACACCAGCCAAACUACCUAAACCUAGCAUUCCCUCCUCAUAUGAAGCAAGAUAGCUCAGAGCAAGGGGGACUCUACAAAAUGCCAUCUCUGUUCUGUUUUGCAGGUCUAAACUAUUGCGGUUUGAAUCUUGUUGGUAUUCCAGACAAUAGAUGUUAACAGAUGAUUAUCUACCCUGCUUUUUGGGAAUUACUCCAUAGACAACCUAUCUGCAAUGUGUGAAUAUCAGAAAGUAAACGAAAUAAAGCCGAGAAGAUUGUUCGCCUCAUCGCCGCGGGAUAUUCCCUGUGGUUUUAUAUGAACACAUAACAGUGAAGAGGUAACGACUCAAAGGUCUAUCUAUGGAAAAUCUGAUCUCAAGUGCGCACCGUGUCUUCGCUGUACUGAGCCGCACAUAGACAUGUCGCUGCGAGGAGUGUCAAGCCUGCGAUUCGAGCUGCGAGUGUUUGCUGAAGUGUGACCAAAUGUUGACAUCUGAAGCGAGGCGGUGAUCAUAUUGUUAAUUGGCUUGCCCGAGGAACACUUUUAACCGAAGAGAAUUGCUGUCAGGCCAAUCUAUUUUUUCACUCACAGUCUCCACUCUAAACACGCACACAAACACACACGUAGACACACACAAGCGCACGCACAUGCAAGAAAGGGAGGGGCUGCUGUCGACAGAAGUGAACCGUAGAGAUAGCGUGAGCGUACUUACGACCGAAGCCCACACAGUGCAGGUUAACUUCGAACACGGAUGAGGUCGUUCCUCGAUUUGACCAAAGGCGACACCGCGCCGAGGAGUCGACUGACUGGAAUAGUGAGGGGUGGACGUGGAGUGUAAAACCACACGCACAAGUUACCGGACCACCCCAAGAAGCUGCCAAAUAAAGGUGCCCUCCUGCCGUCAGCCUUCUGUCCCCUGGGGGUUGGCUGGGGUACACCACCCCGAUGGGUCGCACCUGGAGAGUGGGUACCCCUAGACUAGGAUGACCAGGGGUGGGCCCCAGAAGCUGAAUCUUGGACUUUUUCUUCUUUUCUCUCAGGUCCAGAGUUAAAGCGUGGAGAUGCACGCCAGCAAGUUGAAGACCAGGAUUCUGGGCCUGAUGAUGGUCAAUGUUCUUGUCUUCAUCCUGGUGGACAUUUCCCUCAAGUUCAGCCAGGGCGAUGACCACAAGGUUCGAAUCCCGUCCAAGCGGUUCUGGAAAAAGGUCGUGGUUAGCGAGGCUUUCUGGAACCGUCGCCAGCAGCGAUUGGACCACAUACACAACCCGCUCUUUGCUUCGGCCAUCGCGGCAGGCAACGACACCUAUAUCGAUGCCACCGCGAUCCCAUUGGGGAUACUUGACUGGCUAAACGACACAAGUCCGGAAGACCCUUGUGUGCCCGACCACAGUGUGGCGUUGAGAGUGAAGGACUAUGACCUCCUGCCACAACGCUUUAAAGACUUCCUGCGCUUCAUGAGGUGCCGGUCGUACCCCAUGGUGCGGAACGAGCCGGACUUGUGCCGAGAGCCCCCUUUUCUGCUCCUUGCGGUGAAGUCGCUGGCGCCCCACUUCGACCGCCGCCAGGCAAUCCGUGAAUCCUGGGGGCGAGCGGGGACAGUUGCCGGGCGCAAGGUCAUCACGGUGUUCCUCCUUGGCAGUGCAACGUCGAUGGACCACUACCCGGAUCUGUCAGGGAUGCUGCGGCACGAGUCGGAGAUCAACCGGGACAUCCUCCAGUGGGACUUCCGGGACACCUUCUUUAACCUCACCGUCAAGGAGGUGCUGUUCCUGGAGUGGCUCUCCACCAGCUGCUCCGGGGCGCAGUACAUCUUCAAGGGAGACGACGACGUCUUCGUCAACACCUUCCGUAUCCUGGACUUCCUGGGCAGACUCCGGCAAUCCAAAGCCCAAGCCCUCUUUAUCGGGGACGUCAUCACCGGCGCCGGGCCGCACCGCAACAAAAAUCUCAAGUACUACAUCCCCGAGAGCGUCUUCCAGGGAAGGUACCCACCUUAUGCGGGCGGAGGGGGCUAUCUCUACUCGGGCAAGUUGGCACUGCGUCUGUACAACGUGUCGCAGCGCGUGUCGCUGUACCCCAUCGACGACGUCUACACGGGGAUGUGCCUGCAGAAGCUCGGCUUGGUACCGGAGAAGCACAAGGGCUUCAGGACGUUCAACAUCGACGAGAAGUACCGGGAGAACGCCUGCGCCUACGAGAGCCUCAUGCUCGUUCACAGUCGGACUCCACAGGAGGUUAUCCGAAUCUGGUCCUGGUUACGAGACCCCAGCCUGAACUGUAGCGUGGUGACUGCGAUUGCUUGACACAAUGCAUCUCUACCUAAUUUUGCUGGCUUAGAUGUGUUUGUUUUUUUGUUUUUUUCUUUAACUCUCUCUCAAAGACUUCAUGGCCCUGCUGAUAUUUAUGUUUGUUUUUGUCUGCGUUUACAGAUAAUAGGAGAAACAAAACAAUACAAUCUGUGAUCUGGACUCUAAAGAUCUAUUGUUGGAGCACUUUAAAAGUAAUGUUAUGUAUGCCUGCUAACUACUGUGCAUAGGCUUGCAGUAGCACACACCACAGACCUGAGAACAAGUUGACUGUCUCCUUAGGACUGGAUCAGUGUGUAGAUGCUUGGUGUGUGUAUCAAUCUGUUUCUCUGUGACUAACAAGAUUCUGUGUGUGUAUGUCUGCAUGCUUGUGCGUGUGUGCAGGCGUGCGUGUGUGCGCACGUGUGUGUGUGUGUGUGUGUGUGUGUGUGUGUAUUUAUUUGAUCUAAUUAUUGGGUUGUUUUUUGAAUUUCCUGUUUUAUAAUUUACUUGUUUACAAUUUUGCCUUGCAGAGGUGGAUAAAGGUGGACAUAAAAAGAACAGCAGUGGCUAGCUUCUCACCUUAUAUACUGUUAAACCAAUAUCCUCAGUGACAGCCUCUUAUUACCAUGUCCGUUGUGGUUCCUCUCCACAAUAAUAUUCAGUGUCCUGUCUUUUGUCAUUGGAUUUAUCACAUCAUAUAGUGCCCCCCUUCUCACACUCCUUUUUGAGUUCACAGUCAAAAAAAAAUUAAAUUCAAAAGACUGUUGAUUCAUUCAUCUUAUUUUAAACCUAGUUAUGUUUGCCCCCGACAAAAUGUCCCUGAUGCAGUAAAAUCUAAAAACUGUGAAAAAAAAGUUAUGUCUUCUACUAAAUUCUUGUUUGUUGAUGUUGUUGUUCCUCGCAAAUGAAGCCCCUGAUUUAAGUAUGGGUUUUGUUGGUUCAUUUACACUAAGCAACACUCUCUUCCUGAUCUCUGCAAGGCUUUUUCCUCAAUGGAAUUAUACAUUUAAUGUCCACGCUCAGCGUUAGUCAAAUGACUUGUUAUUCUUUCAGGUAUCCAUUUAUCUCUCUCUCUCUCUCUCUUGUGCUCUUUUUUGUCCACACGCACAUAAACACAAGAAAUGCUGCUCUGUAACCGGUCGUCAGGUGUUGUACUCUUUUUACUAUUCAAAUAGAUUUCAGAUGGGCUAUGGGGGUGGUGUUGACAGAACUUCCUGGAGCCAAAACGCUGUUUUUGUGUGUGACUUUGUGUUUUGUGAACACGAGAAAGAAAGCUUUUUUUAUAACUAAAUUAAUAAAAAGUCUGUAAAAAACAUGUUUCAUUGUGGUAUGAUAUACAGCACUGGGUAGAUCUCACUGAAUUACUGUUGAUGUGCGGUUUCCCAUUUUACAUAAUAAAAGGGAUCAAAGUGUCCUUUCUGUUAAUAGCAGAAAAUGUUUUGUCAAUAUAAUCCUGUCCUAA